Messenger RNA from Cephus cinctus (wheat stem sawfly), 2404 nucleotides. Its product is annotated as cytochrome b reductase 1. The record is from RefSeq and is a predicted model, not a curated record. Bases 341 to 1087 code for a protein of 248 amino acids. NCBI's taxonomy places the organism in Eukaryota, Metazoa, Arthropoda, Insecta, Hymenoptera, Cephidae. The transcript has 5 exons. Gene Ontology annotation, molecular function: oxidoreductase activity.
GUGCAUCUCCCCACUCAUCUCUGGUUAAAUAUUUCCUGAUUGACACCCCUGUUUAAAGGUAUAAAGGACAGAAAGUAAAUAAGGUCGUACCAGAAUAAGUGAUACAUAUUUCUAAAUAGAUGUAUAUGCAUGGUAAAUAACGCAACAAUCUGAUAAGCAUGAGAUUAUGCUCAACAAUUAUCUCUAUAUUCUUCACACAUCUGGCAUAUCUCUAUGAAGAGGAAGCCAUAAGGAACAGAACAAGAAAAUUCUUUAUACAUAUUGUCUUUAGAGAGUAAUACAUCCAAAGUAGAUACUAUAAUUGUCCAAAAUAAGAAACCAAUUCUUAACUAAAUAUAAUAUGGACCAAGUUGGAGAGACUGUGCAAAAUCAAAACUUAAAGGGAUUUAAUCUUUUCUUGGUGAUUACUGAAUUAGUUGGCGCAUUACUAAUCCUUCUGGUAAUAAUAUGGACAUGGUACUUUCGUGGUGGUUUUGCAUGGACAUCGGAUAGUGGUCUUCAAUUUAACUGGCAUCCCUUAUUAAUGACGAUUGGACUUGUUUUUCUAUAUGCAAAUGCUAUGUUGAUAUAUAGGACACAAAGAAAUGUCUGUAAGAGACGCCUAAAGCUUCUUCACGCUGGGAUAAUGACAGUUAUUCUGAUACUGACUACUUUAGCUCUAAUUGCUGUUUUUGACAGUCAUAAUUAUGCUAAGCCUAUUCCAAUUCCUAAUAUGUAUUCGCUGCACAGUUGGAUUGGUUUAUCUAGUGUGAUCUUAUUCAGCUGUCAGUUGGUUACAGGAUGUAUAUCCUAUUUGUAUCCUGGAUUACAAACACAUUUCCGCUCAGCUUAUAUGCCUAUUCACAUAUAUUUUGGAGCAGCUGGAUUUGUUGGAGUAAUUGCAGCUUGCUUAAUUGGUCUCAAUGAAAAAGCAAUAUUUAGUAUAAGUGAAUAUAAACAACUUCCAGUUGAAGGUGUACUUGUUAAUGUCAUUGGAUUACUCUUUAUGCUCUUUGGUGGACUUUCUGUGUACCUGGUUUCUCAGAAUCGUUACAAGCGACUUCCGAAACCAGAAGAUGAGGUUCUAUUAUCUGGUAGAAACGAGUAAAUCGUUUCAUGUAACACGUUUUCGUAUUUAUAUUGCUAUACACUAGACUUAUCAGCACCUUUGUGGUCUCUAUUGAAAUUCCUUUCUGAUGCUUUAGUACCCACACAGCAUUUGAUAUCCAUAGGAUAUCCUAAUUUGGCUGUCAGUAUCCACAGGAUAUCUAGAAGAUAUUCUCAAUAUCUAAAUUGAUAUCUAUAAGAUAUCCAAAGUUCUCACUUGUGGAUAUUCUGUGGAUAUUCUGUAAUCUCUGUGGAAAUCCAUACAUUUUUGAAAUACAUGUAUCAGAAACGAUAAUGCAUCUUAAAUAUGAAAUUAAUAGAUGGCAAGGUCAUUAAGUAGUUUGUUCUGCAUUGACAUAUCUUUAGAAGAAUGGAAAUCGUAUCAAAAGAACCUUACUUUCCAGUUAAACAUCUUGUACAUCAAGUUUUACAUCGUCAUAUGAAAGUUUCACUAUUCGUUGGCACUAGCGGAAUAUUAUCGGAUUGACCAAUAGUAUAGCUUUGUGAGGUCCUUAAUUGGUUACUCUCUGACCAUUUAUCCUUUCUUAUUUCGUGUUCCUCCGAGUGCCAUGGAGCAGCGUGUGUAUGAACUGAUUGAUCUUAUAUUGUUAUUAAUAUGCUUACUGAAGUAAUUUUUGUAGGAGGUGGCCAUAGUCUAGUCGUUAAGGUAGCGGAUUCACCACCGAAUGGUUCGGGGUUCCCAACCAGCUCCCAAAAAAAAAUAUGACACUUCUAAUGUUUUUGUGAGUAUUAUAUUAAUUUUUUAUUCAUAAAACGCAAACUUCGUAUUAUAAUAAGGCUCAAUAAUUUUUCUAUGCCAACAAAAAAUCCUUAAAUAACCAAUAGUGGGAACUUUGGAUAUCCAGUGGAUAUUCACUUUGGAUAUCUUACGAAUAUAAAAUGCUGUGUGGGAUUGUUAUAAAUUGAUUUCUUAAUUUUCAAAUGAAUUUCUGAAGGUAGCGUGUAGUGUAAUAUACAAAAUCUAUUGACUUUCAUAACAGGAACAAAUUCGUGAGAAUCUUUUUAAGCGCUGAGGAAAUACUAAUAAAGAUAGCCAGCUUUUGUGUAUUUUAUGUCCAAAAAAAAAUAUGCAGCAUAUCGUCCGUGUGUAUGCUCGUUUCAUCGACUAUAAUAUCAUCGACUGAUUUUUGUCAUCAGCAAACCGAAUUUAUUAUUAAAUGAAAUUUAAUAACCGCAAUCAUGAUUCAAUUACAGAAUACACCAUUACUUGUUGUCAAUCACGUCGUAAAUGUAAGAAUUAUGAUUGAUUGAAACUGUACACGAAAGCUUUUGUAUAUAAAAUUCAAGUACGAUAUUA